Brassicogethes aeneus is the source of this 1209-nucleotide messenger RNA. NCBI's taxonomy places the organism in Eukaryota, Metazoa, Arthropoda, Insecta, Coleoptera, Nitidulidae. The record is from the annotation of a GenBank genome assembly.
AUGGAGCUGAUAAUUGAUUUACCAGAAAGCAAAUUUAAUCUACCAACUUUGGAAGCAAAAACCACCUGUUACAAUUAUUUUUUCCAAAAUUUUAUGAACAUAAACAAACCUUGUAUAAUUCGCAAUAUAACAGAUGGGUGGGAAUCCUCAAAAAAUUGGGUAAAGGAUGGAAAACCUGACUUUGAAUAUUUAACAAAUAAAUAUGGCGAUUGUAGUGUUACUGUAUAUAAAUGCAAUGAAAAGUAUUUUAAUUCCCAAAAAACAUUUCCUUCAAGCUUCAGUGAUUAUAUUAAAUAUUGGAAGGAGUUUAAUAGAGAAACUCAGACUUUAAACUACUUAAAAGAUUGGCAUUUAAAACUUCAACACCCAGAGGAUAACUUUUAUAAUGUGCCAGUAUUUUUUGCUUCCGACUGGUUAAACGAAUUCUUAGUUGACAGCCAAGAAGAUGACUAUAGAUUUGUUUACAUGGGUCCUCAAAAUACAUGGUUAAACGAGUUAUUUUCAGAAAAAGUAAAAAUAUACAUACAUUGUUUUAGGACACCAUUUCAUUCAGAUGUAUUUUCCUCAUUUAGUUGGUCAGCUAAUGUUUGUGGCCAGAAAAGGUGGCUGUUUUUUCCACCAGGUGAAGAAAACCGAUUUAGAGACAACUUAAACAAUCUUCCUUUCGAUGUUGGUCCACAUGUGGAGGGAAGUAACUGUAUAGAAAUCAUUCAGAACCCUGGAGAAGCAGUUUUUGUGCCAUCAUGUUGGUACCAUCAGGUUUACAAUUUGGAAGACACAAUUUCAAUCAAUCACAACUGGAUAAAUGGUUGCAAUAUUCAUUUUGUGUGGAAGGCUCUCAGGGAAAACUUGUUAUUGGUGAAGAAGGAGAUCGAAGACUGCAAAGAAAUGCCCAAUUUUAUAGAACACUGUCAAGUCAUGUUGAAGGCCUCUUUUGGCAUGGAUUAUUUAAGAUUUUAUGAUAUGCUCAAGUAUGUUGCCUCAAAAAGAAUAUUAGCAUUGAGAUCAAAGGAAAAAAUAACCUUGUUUAAUGGCCAUAUUGUGGGGGUGAACCAUAUGAUUUUUGACUUGCAAGCUAUUCAACAGGUACUCUCUCUGUUUAGUAUAAGUGAGGAAGUGCUCAGGUUGGAGCAUUUUAAAAAUGUAAAUCCCAGUCCUGUAAACUUAUCAGAAGACCUUGAAAAAAGUUUAAGGGGUUUUUGUAAAUAA